Messenger RNA from Saccostrea cuccullata (small rock oyster), 1439 nucleotides. Its product is annotated as EGF-like domain containing protein 2. The coding region runs from base 16 to 1164 and encodes 382 amino acids. The record is from RefSeq and is a predicted model, not a curated record. The transcript is spliced from 10 exons. NCBI's taxonomy places the organism in Eukaryota, Metazoa, Mollusca, Bivalvia, Ostreida, Ostreidae.
UGCAAAUGAGCCAUAAUGAAAUUCAUUAGCCAGUUUGGAUGCUUCAAGAACCCAAGAGGAACCCAAAAGAAAAUAAUGUCACCUCUCUUCCAACUGGUUUUCUUGUCUUUUGUCGGCUAUGGAUUGGGAUACAAUUGUCUAAACACCGGUUAUGACUGCAAAAAUGGAGGGGCUUGUGAUUACUUUGGAAGGUGCAAGUGCCCUCCAGGUUUCGGCGAAUACGACUGCGGUUUGGACGCUGCUGCCAUAACAACGGGAGCAGCCUGCAGAGCCACUUGUAUGAACAAAGGAAUCUGCUUCGGUGGGACACGUUGUUUCUGCCCAGAAGACUAUAUCGGAACCAAAUGCGAAGUACCUGUCCUGAGUGCCGAUUGUGGAAUGUCUUCAAUGAAAAUAAGGGCGUAUCGACCUCUUAAUUUCAACGGAGAAAUGUUUUUGAAGCAAAGCAUGUUUGGUUGCAAGCUGAGAGAAAUGUUCACCAACGUCGCAGGUUUUAAGAUGUUUGAGUUAGAUAUACCUCAUGAGGCUAUUUCCCCAUGUACGUUAAAGAAAACAGAAAAUCCAGAGACAGGAGACACAAUAUAUGAGGUUGAGGUUGCGACUGCACAUGCAAAGGGCCUAUUCAGCAUGUCUGAUACAGUACAUAACGUCAAAUGUGUUUACGGGCAAAGACGCAUUGGAGAGAACCCUGUCGACGUCACGGCUGCUAUGAACCCUCUCUCUAUUCAAGUUGUGGACUCCAAUGAGCUUCCUUUGCAGCAAGUUCAAAGAAAUGAUGCUUUCUAUGUUGUAGCACAAUCUACUGGGAAAUUCCCAGAUACCCAGGGUGCACGUAUUAGAUACCUAGAGGCGUAUAGUAUCGACAGACAGACUAACGAAGUGAAAACUAUAAAGCUUAUUGAAGACGAGUGUCCUAUAGAAUCAGCCGUUAGUCUUUUGGGAUUUACUCCUUCCAAUGUGCCUUUCGAGUUAAACCAGAAAUGGCUUGGACGAGUUGAAAUGAAAGGUUUCUUUCUAAUCGAUGGUGAGCCUCUGCACCUUGACUAUCGCGCAAAGCUCUGCAGACGAAAAUGCUAUGAGAAAUCAUGCAAUACACCAGGACCAAUAGAAAUCCCAGUUAAAAGGCCAUUCGAAGAAGUAGUCCAACCAAUUGAAGUUGUUUGAAAGCAUUUUAUCGACAUCAAAGAAAACAAUAAAAAUACAGCACUCCGUUUAUUUAACCCAAAAUGAGUGCUUAGCAAUUGAUUAGCCAGUGAAACGUUAAUGUUACUUUCUUAUAUACGUUUAAACAACACUAUGAAUGGUAAUGUGUAUAUUGCGUUAAUAUUUUUAUUAACUAUAUCAAUAAAUUUCAAAAUAAAAUUUUAUUUUAAAAAAAUUAACAGAACAAUAAAUCAGAUUCAUUUUUCUCGUGGGGGAAAAACCAAAUACUUAAUUAA